Molecule: messenger RNA, 3289 nt
Organism: Wyeomyia smithii (pitcher-plant mosquito)
Lineage: Eukaryota; Metazoa; Arthropoda; Insecta; Diptera; Culicidae
Product: cilia- and flagella-associated protein 251-like
Exons: 14
Coding region: 292-2952 (886 amino acids)
Cellular component (GO): motile cilium
Molecular function (GO): protein binding
Source: RefSeq, a predicted model, not a curated record
UUGGAAGCGAAUUUUAAUGAUCACGAUUAAUCGUCGCUGAUCUGAAUGCCGGCCGGUAAUCUGCAUAUAAGCAGAUGUUAACAAUAACGACCCAGAGUGGUUGCUAGCGGACAAUUUGCCCCAGCGACGGUUGCUCCCGUCCCGAGUCAUGUUAGACUGGCGCACUGUGAGCCUUUUAUUGUCAAGCAAGACACAAACAAACUUAGCAACCACAGGGAACGUAGCAGUUCAAUAUCUGUGUUUUAAAUAAGUUAGAAUAUAAUAAAAUUUCAAAUUAUUAGUACAUAAAUUAUGAAUGAAAUCCAACCCUAUGAUCUCAAAGACGAAUUCACGGCAGAUCUGCAACACCGAUGUCAACCAUUUCACCUGGAGUGGAUCUUUGGUUUCAAUCCACGAGUUCCUCUGGCGAACGUCACCGUCCAGCGGACUGCCACGGAAUUGGUGAUGGCUUCAGGAAAUGCAAUCAUUUUCUACAAAUUGGAAAACCAAACUGAAACCGCGUACACUUUAGUUGGACAUAAAACACUUAUCAACACAAUAAUUUCUGACGGUACUGGUCGCUUCAUAGUAUCAUCUGACAGCACCUACAGUAUCAAUGUUUGGGAUCGAGAAAUCAAUCCUGGUGCGGCUCCCGUUGCUAUCCGGACAAUUUAUGAACCCUUUAAAGAGCAGGCCGAAAUCAACGCGAUUGGACUCAGCCAUGAUGGACGUUAUCUGGUAGCGGCUUGUAGUGGCUCGCAGAAUCUACUAAAAUUGUGGCAGUGGACUAUCGGAAACGAUACUCCCGACGACUGUGUCGAGCUCCCCACUCGCUUGGGAAAAACGAAAAACAUAUACUUUUGCGCGGAUCAUGGAAAGAAAAACCAUUUUGUCGUGACUCUAGAAAAUGGAAUCAUGUUCGGUUGUUUCGAUUCUCGUAGCCAAAAACUGCUGAUCGAUGUGCCUAAAAAGCAUGGUUUUCAGGAUUAUAAUGAUUCAGUUUUUGUGUGCGACAGCCCGCGAGCAGUUUCUGUAACGGGUGCUGGGAUGGCAAUCAUUUGGAGUGACGAACAGAAGGUCGAGGCUCCCAUUAAGAAACAGUUUCUGAAAUAUCUCCAUUUGAAGUACGCAUCGAUUAACGUCAUUCGUUGCUGCGAUCAGAAGCUGGUUACCGGUGACGAUGAUGGUGAGAUUCGGUUCUACGAUAGCCAAAUGAGAAUUCUGUACUGGUUCAAACAGGAAGACCCCGAGCCGAUAAGAACCAUCUCGUUUAAUAUUUUCCCUAGGAAAUAUGUACUUGAUGGAGGGCACCAUCAAACUCAAAAUGAAGACACCGAAAUUCUCUCGCCCGAUUCAGUACCACAUGAUGUGUCGUUGGAAGGACAUCCGGUUAUCGUCAGAAACUUUGUAAUGUCCACCAAAGCUGGACGCACGUUCCAGAUCGAUAUAGUUCAGAACAAAAUACAGGAAUUAUAUUAUCCAUCUGGAAGUAUUAUUACUGCAUUCGCUGUCCACCCGAAUGAUUCCCAGCUGUGUUGUUGUGAUGGUAAUGGCAGAAUGACAAUUUAUGAUUCGAUUGGAAAGCAAGCAAUCAUGAGCCUAUCAGUACCCAUCCAACGGACCCGUCGUGGGCGUAUAACAGUUUUGAGCUAUUCUCCCUGUGGAAUAUAUCUUGCUGGUGGAGCAGAAAACGGAUACAUUUGGAUAAUAAAUCCAGCGACGAUGAUCAUCAAUGCAAAUAGUCCUCUACAAUUUGGCAAUGAGAAAAUUUGCCAGCUCGUUUUUUCUCCGGAAUCUCGGUUUAUUGUCUUCACUGUCGAUGAUGGCGGUAUCGGUUUACUGGAGCGCGAAAACGAUUACUGGCAGCUGAUCGGAAAAAGUGUCACCCACAGAGUGGUUGACAUUAUUUUCACUUCGGACACAAGAUUCCUCACCAUUGGAGAUGAUAGACACCUUGUCGAGUACAUUAUUGAGCUGAAAUAUAACUCCCAGAUGGAUUGUCUGCUUAUCGGUGAGCGCUUUAGACUGGAGCAAUCAGCUCACACGGUUUCGAUGAUGCUGCUGUCAACUGAACGAUUACUGGUGGCGAACGAUCAAUUCAAGUUCAAAAUAUACAGUCUACAUACGUUCGACAUCAUGCAUACUUAUCUGGCACCGUUUAGCGAUGGACCCGUUCGGAGUUUGUUUUUACUUCCCGGUGAACAUUUCUUCACAUUCAUGACCGAUAAAAACAUUUACAUUCACCAACUGCCUGUAGAUGGAAAUCCUUACAGAUUCAUGGGAAUGUUUGGUCAUCCCAAGAAGCUGAAAUCCUUACGAACAAUGAAGGAUCGGUACAUGUUUUGCUACGGCGAUGGGGAUCAUGGUGUCAGCAUGUGGAAAAUCAACACCCUUUCACUGCUUGAAAAUCAGAAGCAUUGUGGAACUGGGCUAGAUCCGUACUGUACACUUCUCCCUGGUGGUAAGACGGGAUGCUAUGUUAAGGAGAUGCUCAGCUUGUUCUUUUACAACCAAAUUUCACCGAAGCAUACAGAGGAAGACACGGAAAUUUCGAUACGAGACGCGAUGGACAGACGAGACGUUCCGAACUAUAUGAGAAGUAUUGGAUUCUAUAUGACCCAAUUUGAGGAAGAUAACCUGAUGAAGGAAAUUGAACUGCAGGGUGCUUACUUCCUAACGUUCGAGGAGGUGGUAAAACUAUUCCUCAACCAUCGCACUCUAGCAAACCCAAGCUGCGAGGACAUUCGGACGGCGUUGACUUACCUUACAAGGGGUGCAUUCGAUUCAGUUGAUCUAACAGCAUUCAGUCAGCUGCUGGCCACCGUUGGAGAACGAAUCGAUCCCAAAUCGCUGGAUUUUUACGGUACGAUUUUGUUCCCCGAAUAUUGCCCCAGCGAUAAGUCGCCACUUGCCGGGGAAGAUUCUGUUGGGGUUUUUAUUCCGAUCGAUGAGUUUCUGGAGAAAUUAUGCUGAAUCGAAACACAAGCGUUCUAGGAAAAUCACUUAUCAAAAUAAAACUUUUUGGAUGAAAAUAUAACUUAACAACUAGCAGUGAAUGGUGUGACACCCGCACAGUGGAAGCUAACUAUUGGCUUCUAUGGCAUACGAAAAAAACUGUGUUCAAGAGUGGAUACAGGGUUGGCUCUACGACAGUCUAUUUCCUUAGUUUUUGUAUAAGCUACAUCCAUAUGGUAGCGUGGAGUGUUAGGAAUGGAAGAAUUCUAAUCACUUUUCAGAAGUAAGUGAAUGUGCUUGCAGAAUGCAUUUAUAAUAGAUGCGCGGACAGAAAAUAAAUCCUUUUGUAGCCUUU